AUGCAGGAGAGGGCUUUGCUGCUGAUCCCACGCUCAGGGACUGCUAGCCACGUGUGCCAUGCCUGCCUGGAGCCCAUGAUGCCCGCAAAAGCCCAGAAGGGCCCCGGCGGCGCCGAGGACGGCACCUCCAACCCGCUGCUGCCCCGCUACUGCAGCCGGGCAUGCGCUGCGCCGCGCCUCCUUCGCGAUGGUCACCUGCUGCCGCUGCGUCGCGGCCUGGCCGACAUUUCCAGGGAGCACGGUGUGGACCCCGAGCUGCUCCACCUCCGCCCCGCGCCCUGGCGUGGGGCCCUGGGCCCCGCGCUGCGGGCGGUGCACGCCGAGCUGGCGGCGCUGGCGGCUGGCGGGAAGCUGGCGGGCUACGCCGCGCCCGGCACGCUGCCGGAGCUGCAGGCCCGGGCGGCCAUGCUGGCGACCAACCUUGUGGGCACGGGGCCCUCUACCGAGGCCGGGCUGGCCCUGUUCCCGGGCCUGGCCUCCUUCUCCCACUCCUGCAUGCCAAACUGCAUCUGGAUAGCGGCAGGCGAUACCGUGUAUGUCCGGACUGUGACCCCCAUCAAGGCCGGCGAGCCCCUGACGCUCUCCUUUGCCCCCCUGUAUGAGCCGCGCAGCGUCAGGAAGCAGACCCUGGCGAUGGAGCGCGGGGUGUCAUGCGCCUGCACGCGGUGCGUGUCGCCCCUGGCCACCUCCAGCGACCGGUUCCUGGAGGAGGAAGGGAUGCCUGCGGGCGAGGAGACCCCCGUGGCGGGCCACGAGUCUGUGCCCAGCACCCCUCGGCCCGGCGCGGCCGACUCCCCGCCUGCAGCCGAGGCGCAGGCGGCAGACCACAGCCAGUGCUGCGGCGGGCACGGCGACCACUCCCACCACCACCACGCCCCACCGCCCCUGACCUUCCCGGGAAAGUGGUGGAAGUGCUGCGGCUGUGGCAGCGUGGCCCCCGGGGUCGCGGAGCAGGGCCUGGGGCCCCAGCAGCUGGUGCAGCGCGCCGACCUUCUCUGGCAGCAGGGGCUCAUGCUGCACAACAUGAAGGUGGACGGGGGGGGGAAGGCCUACUCGCAGUCGGAGCAGAUCCUGCGGGUCCUGUGCGCUGGGCUGGCGGGGAGGCUGCACCCCCUCCACGCCAGGGUGAUUGACGCGCUGACGCCCCUGCUGAACAUCAAUGCCACCCACGCCAACAGCAGUGUGGUGAGGAAACAGUUUGACCGCAAAUACAAGCUGGCACACAGCGAACUGGUCUUCCUCCGCAAGAUGAUGCUGGGGCCUGAGGAGUGA
Messenger RNA from Auxenochlorella protothecoides, 1272 nucleotides. Its product is annotated as Putative SET domain-containing protein L678. The transcript is spliced from 8 exons. Gene Ontology annotation, molecular function: protein binding. Bases 1 to 1272 code for a protein of 423 amino acids. Lineage: Eukaryota; Viridiplantae; Chlorophyta; Trebouxiophyceae; Chlorellales; Chlorellaceae. The record is from RefSeq and is a predicted model, not a curated record.